AUGAGUGUAGGAGAUAAAAAGAUUGUCGAGAAAAGGUUUGUGUUUAAUGGUGAAGCAAUAUCAAAUCUAAAAGCGGAUGUUAAAACCAAUGGUUGUGGUUCAAAGUUGCCAGAACACCAACCAACACGAGUGGAGGUAGUGACAGCACUCAUAUGGAGGGGUCUCAUUAUGUUCUCUCAGGCUAGACAUGGUUAUUUAAGGCCUUCCCUCCUGACACAUGCAGUUAACUUGAGAGGAAGGACAAUUCUACAUAUACCAGAGAAGUCUUGUGGAAACUUCACAGGCAUAGGAAUUGCUCAAUUUAUUCCAAAGCCAGAUGAUGAGAGCAACAUGCAGUUUCAUGUACAUAAGGGAAUGCUGCAAAGAAUUGAAUACUUGAACAUUUUCAGUAAACUUCAGGAGUUUUUAAUUCAUCUGAAGACAAAUUCUGAGGCCAUUUAUGCACUGCCUUCUGCAGCCUGA
Dovyalis caffra is the source of this 462-nucleotide messenger RNA. The record is from the annotation of a GenBank genome assembly. NCBI's taxonomy places the organism in Eukaryota, Viridiplantae, Streptophyta, Magnoliopsida, Malpighiales, Salicaceae.